CACUUUCGACUUGGUUUUGGCCACCUGGGCCACUGAAAAUAUUUGUCAAUCACAAGGAUGCAAUUUUAGCUAAUCUACGCUUGAGAGCUGCCACAGGCGAUAAUUAGUUAUGAGUGACAUACGCACCUACUACUCACGGAAGGCACAAUACCAGUGCUCAUUUCUUGGUCACACCACCACAAAGCUCAAGGGACAAGGCAUGGUCUGUGUUACAAAUCUCCUCCCCCGUCACCACAUCACUCGCGCCGCUAGUCAAAAAAAAAAGAGGUGAUAGUCUGAUAGUUUUGAUGUAGAUAAAUACGGCAAAGGUCGAUCAGUACACAGCAUGCCGCACCCAUGGAUUCAAAUCGUCGAGGGAAAUCCACCAUCUGCCGCCAUCAGUCUGCCUCCAUCCAUCCAACGUUCGCAAAGGCCCUCCGUGGUCAGUGUAGUCGACGACGAGCCCAUGCGUGAGAAAGGUCAAGGAGUCGAGGUGAUUCGCGCCAGGAAGCAUAUCGUCAUCAAUAAAGUCAACUUUCAAUGCAACGCCUUUUCCCAAGCCCAUCCGGCCCGUAUUCCUGGCCAUGUAAAGUACCCUAUGCGAUGCAGUCGCGCUGGUGGGGUGAUUUGUCGAUGGUCCAUGCUUAUGAGCGACGCCGUUCUCUUCGUUGCCAAGGACGUACCGUCUGCGCGUCGGCUGCUCCGUGCGUGGGACCUGGAGUGUAGGGGCCUGCCACCUAUCCACCGUCCAGUAGGAAGCGUCGUAGUCAGGGGCGAAAACAUCGACUUGGAGAGCAUGGCCAGCAUGUUCGUUGGUGAUGAAUUAAACUGCGGUUUCGACGACGUAAAAGUGUCCCAAGGCGUGUAUAAACCCGGAAAGAUUCCUGUUGAUGUACUCUCCCGGAUUCGAGACGUGAGGAGUAAGAGAAGGGAGGAAAAUACACUCUGGGAUUGGUAUACGCUGUUCCGGGUCUCCCGUGGAUGUUUGCAGCAGUUGGCCAGUGCGCCCGAGGCGGCGCCGGGCAUGAACUUGGACGUCAGCUACGUGGCGGCAUUCGACCAAAGCCGGUUGCCCCAACCGCUGAUGCAGAUGAGACCCUGGCUAGAGGAGGCCUGGCGCGAGUGGAUCCAGCAGGCUAUGUCCCUGGACGAUCUUCGACAGAUGAGAUUGCCCAUACUGGCGAAUGCCCUUUCACAAGAUAUGGUGGCCUAUUACGAUGGAUUCUGUGGCCAGACCGUUUUCGGGGAAAUGUAUCAUGAUGCACUGACGAAAGCGCUCUCAUACCAGCGACUCAUGCCGAUGGCCGACGCUAAGGCACUCGUAACCUCAGUGGUCAAGACAACGGUUAGCCAACUACGCCACGCGGACCCAGAAGAACGCCGAAAAUCUCGAACACACUUUCUUCAUCGGCACAGCGCCAGCGUUGCGGGGAGCAGGUCCUCCCGUCUGUGUCUCGUAUGCUUCGUGCAGCCUCCCGAGGUGUUUCUCCCUUGUGAAUGCGCAUUGUGCGAGACGUGCUACCGCGGAUAUGGCAACAGCACGAUGAGUGGGACUGUAAUCACGUUCGAUAGGUGCGUUCUGUGCGCGACGGCGUUUGUUUCUGGAUGUGCCGUCCGUCUCAGACCGCCCACGGCGGGAUGCCGCGUCCUAGCCCUCGAUGGAGGCGGGGUGAAGGGCAUCGUUCAGCUGCGUAUCCUGCAGAUGCUUCAGAAGGUGACCGGACUACCUGUUCAGAUAUUUUUUGACCUGGCCAUCGGGACCAGCGUCGGAGGCAUCAAUGCCUUAUCGAUCGGUGUAUUAGAAUCAUCGCUGGAUACCUGCGAACAGAACUUCAUACAGCUGGCGCGCAGGAUAUUCCCCAAAGCUUCGACAAAGAUAGGGCGGUGGUGCCAGAAACUGUCGCGAUGCAUCCGUUUUGUGUGCAAAGACAGCAUCUACAGCCCUAGCGGGCCGAUCCUAGGUUCUAUCACGGGCGAGGCGAGACUUAGAGGACCGCGAAAGUCGCUCUACAAUCGGAAGCCGUACGAGCAGAUGAAGGUGGCUGUCACGUCCAUCGACUCGAAAACGAGCAUGUCGAAGCUGUUCACCACGUAUGCGGGCCAUGAGAAUCGGCAAGCAGAGUCUGGCAGGCCGAGGCCCCUGCUGGUCCGAGAGGCGGCCGAAAUCACGUCGGCCGCUCCUGUGUACUUUCCGGCCAAACGUCUUGGGUCGUCCACUUCGUCAUACUAUGACGGGCUGGAGAUUCCACUGCUACAUGCGCGGUCCGAAGCGCUACGGCUGUGUCCUCGCAAGACGGUUCCUGAUUACAUCCUCUCGGCAGGCAACGGGGUGAUGAAGGCAGCCCCAAACGGCAUGUCGAACUCACUGUCUCGAUUUGCUCACUUUAGCCUGGAAUCUCUGUGGGGACACCGGCAGUAUCAGAGACUAGGUGGGUCAGCGGGUGAAGCGUUCAAUGAGUUUCGCAUCGACCCCACUCUCGAUAUGGAAGCGGUGGCGCUGGAUGACGCAGAUGCCAUAAGCAAGCUGAUUCGACAGCUGGACCGAGAAUUUCUCGUCAAUCGGGACCUACAUCAGCGUGUGCAACAAGUCUCGCUAGUCAUGAUCGCCUCUCUAUUCUAUUUUUCCUUCGACACGACAACGCGAACGACCAGACGCGGUGAGGUACUAUGCAGAGGGUUCGUCGCUUGUAGGUAUGGGGACGACCCAUCAGUCACGAGAGUGCUCGCGACUCGGUUCAAGGGGCUUUCCCUCGUGGUAGCUGGUAACAAGUAUAAGAUCGCUGCGGACGAGCGGACCGUCGUGAGCUUCACUUUGCCGUCGUUGAGUGUUCCCUUCGAUAUCAGGCUUAAGUACAAUGAUACGUCCUCUUCGAUCUCCGGAUUUCCACAGACUGCCGACGCCUUACUUGACUUACAAGCUCAUAGUGACGGUAGCGUAUGUAUAGACGAGUCAGUGCGGAAGAGGAAGCUCUCUAGGACGGGAGACAUAUCGGCAGGUCGUUCGGAGAAGAAGAGACGGAUGGAUAUGUAAUUAAGUAGUAAAGAAGGAGGGUAUGUGGAGAGGAGACACUUUCUUGUGCAAAUGUCUGCUUUCUUCCUGCCACAACAGCAGAUAUCUAUCAUCAGGAGAUGUGAGAUAUGUUUAUUUGUAUCUGGAUAAUGACUGUCUAAUCUUGAGUGACGUCUAUAGGCACUCAUUCCGGUGAGAUACCGAACUGCUCAAAGUUACGGAGACGGAUGGAUUGAAUCACAUGUUUUAUAUCAGAAUACUAGGCGAAUAGGAAUGCUAGAAUUUGGCAUUUACGGCGAUCCGAAUGUACCACAUUAGUCGUUUGAAUUGUUUCUCCAGCAUGCACAUUCACAGCAGUCAUAACCUAUCCUGGAGUAAAUGUAUAGAACAGCACAUGUAAGCUUUUUCCCUGUGUGGCUUACACCCCAUCAUCAACGUGAAAUGCUCCAUUUCACCUCAUUAUCAGCCGCAGUGAAUAGAAGCAUCC
Messenger RNA from Colletotrichum godetiae, 3476 nucleotides. RefSeq lists its product as uncharacterized. Gene Ontology annotation, cellular component: membrane. Gene Ontology annotation, biological process: arachidonate metabolic process. The coding region runs from base 326 to 3010 and encodes 894 amino acids. The record is from RefSeq and is a predicted model, not a curated record. Lineage: Eukaryota; Fungi; Ascomycota; Sordariomycetes; Glomerellales; Glomerellaceae. The transcript has 5 exons.